AUGAAUCGCCAGCAACGAAAUGGGCCCCUAACUCGAGUGACUAAAGGACUUGGAGGUCUUAUAGGCCUCGCGGCCGAGGCGCAUACUCAACACAAGAACAGAGAGACAAGCACACUUGCAAAACGACUUGAUGCCCCUGGCACGAACGCCAGCCCGGCAAUUGGCACAGGAGACGGUGUUCGACAUGAAUCCCCGGAAAUCGACGAGCAAGAGUCUUCUUCCAACGAAGAGGAGGAUGCUUUCGCUAUCGACUCUCUCCUCCCACCGUCGUACGACGAAGUAAUCUCUCCCCAGUCCUCUAACGCAACUCCCUUCACAACGGUAAAGCCCCUCCCGUAUCCCAUAAUCCUCCCUCAACGCCGUCCCCACCACUCCUCUCGAGGCUUCGUUCGAGCGUACGCACCCAUACUCCAAACCCACAAAAACAUCUCCCAGACCACCUUUCUCCAAUUCCUCAAGAAUUUCCAGCAGUCUUCACGCCCCUCUCCCGUGUUCCACGCAAUCAACAUCGGCGCUAUGGCUGCAGGGUUUGCACCCAGCGCGAUUGCUAUCGCCGUGAGUAUCAGUGUACAAGUUGGCGUGAGGCAUGCCAUGGCCGCCCAGGGGAGGCUGAGAACAAACACUUUCUUGGACAAGGCGAACAGGGAGAUGUUUUGGCCCGUCGGACUGCAUGCAAUGAUUACAACCUUUGCACCAGGUCAAUCUGACCAGAGAGUUCUGGACGUCGAUUCCGGAUGCCCACUGCCCUCUUCACACGGAACAAACCGACAUGGACUCGCAAUCCCUCAAUCCGCGCCACUGAUCUUCCCCAGUAUCGACCAAGAAGCAGAUGGCGACGGCCAGCCUUCGCCGUCUUGGAAGCGGAGCUCCAAAUUUGUCUCUUCGUACUUUGACAAACGCGCCCAGGCGGCUUAUCCGUCCACCUACGCAGAUGCGUUGGAGGCACAAAAAUCAAACGGCCACCAGAUCUUUGCCAGCCGCUACGGCGACCCAAAUCAUCCCGCCAACUCGGGAAGUCCCUUGGCCUUACUGACUGGCGGGAUCAUCAACCCAAGAGGUGAUCGUGACGGACUCCUCUCGACAGCAAGACGCAUGAGGCGAUCAAGCUCUCACGGAGAGGAAGGGCUCCUGAUGCGGCUCGCUCGGACCGCCUCGAGUGCGGCAAAAGGGGGCCAGCAUAGACAGCUGUCCUAUGACUCUGCUCCCCUCUCUCGGUCUCAUUACCAUCCCCGCGUAUCGGAAGACAGUGCCUAUUUACCGCGCCGCGAGAGCUCGCACCAGGCUCACCGUCACCGUCAUCGCCAUCGUUGCGAAAGUUCCUCGAGCCAGUAUGAUGAAAGUCGGGCCCGAGCUGCUGGUGGUGGGCUCAGGCAAGUUCUAAGACGAGCCACGACGAUGCAGCAGGACAUGCUGUACCUCGUCAUCGCCGAGAUCCCAGAUUCAGUGAAAGAGGAAAUAUCACGUUCGCGAGGGGGUGAUUAA
This is a messenger RNA of Cladophialophora bantiana CBS 173.52, 1482 nucleotides long. RefSeq lists its product as uncharacterized. The coding region runs from base 1 to 1482 and encodes 493 amino acids. The transcript has a single exon. NCBI's taxonomy places the organism in Eukaryota, Fungi, Ascomycota, Eurotiomycetes, Chaetothyriales, Herpotrichiellaceae. The record is from RefSeq and is a predicted model, not a curated record.